CUGGAUAGGAAGAUAUUUACUCUUUAAGAUGUGCUAAACCGGACGGCACCGCUCCAAAGCUUCUCGUAUGUCUUUUCAGAUAAUCUGUGGGAAUAGGCAAACCCCUCUCCAAUGGCGUCUCUCCACUCAUUUCCCGGAACGGCUAACUACAUCUUCUCCCCUAACACUCUCCUAAAAUUCCGUCUUCCGCCUUCUACACUCCAUUACCAACCCCUCUGCGCUGCGCCACACGAACCCAGCACCACCGCUUCCCCACCACAGCACUCUGGCCGUAACACCAGCCACUACACUCCACAGUCAAGACCUCGCCGGAAUAACAAGCAAGAUUACAGAAAAACCAUUAGUAUCAUUCAAAAAGAAGCUAAACCCUUAACACUGAGCCCCAUCUCAGCAGAUGAUGUUAACUUGAUGACUCUGUGCAAUGAAGGUAAGUUUGAAGAAGUAAUCGAGCACAUUACGCAAGGCGUUGGCGCUGACUUUCGUGUUUUUGAGGCAUUGUUGAGCUACUGUACUAAGCUUGCGUUUUUGGACAUUGGGGAGAAGGUGCACGAGCUCUUAUUACGCUCGCCGUGGAGUAACAAUGUUGAAUUGAAUGGUACGUUGGUGGAAAUGUACGUUAAGAACGGGAGCAUGAGGAACGCGAAAAAAGUGUUUGAUAAAAUGCGUGAAAGGAAGUUGGAGUUAUGGCACUUGAUGAUUAGUGGGUAUGCAGAAAGUGGAGAUGGGGAAAGUGGUUUGCUUUUGUUUGAGCAGAUGAGAAAACUUAGGGUGUCGGAGCUCAAUGGGGACACUUUUUCUGUGGUUCUUUCGGCUUGUGCUAGUAAGGGGGCUGUCAAACAAGGUUUUAUGUAUUUUAAGCUGAUGAAGAAUGAGUAUGGCAUUGUUCCCGGAAUUGAGCACUAUUUAGGGAUUAUUGAUGUUUUGGGCAAAUCUGGGCAUUUGAAUGAAGCUCUAGAGUUUGUUGAAGACAUGCCUAUUGAGCCUACAAAAGAAGUAUGGCAGUCCAUAAUAAAUUUUGCACGAAUUCAUGGGGAUAUCGAACUUGAAGAUCGAGCUGAGGAGCUGCUCAUUAGGUUCGAUUCUUCUAGAAAUAUGGUUGAUAAGCCCCCUGCACCAUUUCAGAAGAGGCAUUCUCAGUUUAAUAUGCUUGAGGGUAAGAAUAGAGUUAACGAGUUCAAGAGCACAAUUCAACACAGGGCAGAUGUAUAUCAGAAAUUGAAAGGCUUGAGCGGGCAAAUGAGGGAUGCAGGUUAUGUACCAGACACAAGGUAUGUGCUUCAUGAUAUUGAUGAGGCGGCUAAGGAGCAAGCGCUGAUGUAUCAUAGUGAGAGAUUGGCUAUUGCAUAUGGUUUAAUUAGUACUCCGGCAAGAACAACUCUUAGGAUCAUCAAAAACCUACGGAUAUGUGGUGACUGUCACAAUGCAAUUAAGAUCAUGUCAAAGAUUGUUGGGAGAGAGUUGAUUGUCAGAGAUAACAAGCGGUUUCAUCAUUUCAGAGAUGGUAAAUGCUCCUGCAAUGACUAUUGGUGAAGUCUAUUAGUCUAGAUUGAAGCUAUUACUGCAUUUUUACUCUAGAAUUUACAUGUAAAUUUACUUGGUGCAAUGCAUCUUUGCAAUCAUGUUUAUAGGAUGAUAUCACAUUGUACAUUAGUUAUAUGAAUAUUUUGCAAUAGAAAACAAUUAAAAUUUCCCUGAA
Nicotiana tabacum (common tobacco) is the source of this 1696-nucleotide messenger RNA. Its product is annotated as pentatricopeptide repeat-containing protein At2g15690, mitochondrial. The record is from RefSeq and is a predicted model, not a curated record. Gene Ontology annotation, biological process: RNA modification. NCBI's taxonomy places the organism in Eukaryota, Viridiplantae, Streptophyta, Magnoliopsida, Solanales, Solanaceae. Gene Ontology annotation, molecular function: zinc ion binding; protein binding; RNA binding.